Chiloscyllium plagiosum (whitespotted bambooshark) is the source of this 3535-nucleotide messenger RNA. Lineage: Eukaryota; Metazoa; Chordata; Chondrichthyes; Orectolobiformes; Hemiscylliidae. The record is from RefSeq and is a predicted model, not a curated record.
UAUUUGAAAGUUACUUUGCAAUUCAUUCUAGAUAUUUGAUAUACCUCCUACCUAAAUUUAUCCAAAUUCAAAGUUCCGUUUACUCCCUCAAAGUCACUGACAAUUUUUAUGCAUUCAAAUUCCUGAUACUCAAUCCUUUAACAUUUUCACAAUAGUUGUCCAAACACUGACAUGUGUUGUUAACGAAUGGCUUGAUGGGUUGAGGAUGCUUCAUCCAUCACUGUGUUGUGAUGCUGGAAGUCUACAGACAGGUUCAGAAGUUCAUAGCCUUCAGUAUCUUUCAGUUACUGAAAAAAACAAAUAGCACACAUCCAUUCCACUUCAAGCAGAAUGGGUUAAUUAGUAGUGGUUUAAGGAGUGGGUGAAAACCUCUGUACAUAAUAACGUCAACCUUCUCUUUUUCUCCUGUACAGAAAUAAGUGUGUUAUAAUUGACACAGGAAAAGCCCACCUCCCUUGUUAAAAUGUACUCUCCUUUUUAAGACUCCUUGAUAUCAGUUUCAUCGGAAUUUUGUUCAAAGACAAUUAAAUUUUCAAAAUCCAAAUUUUCUUAUCACUUGGAUACUUUCACGCCACAGUACAUUUACAUUGAGCAAAUUUUAUCAUCUGGAAUUGAAGAUUCACUCGUAUUAAAUAAGUAUUUGGAAGUUCAGUCUAGCCAGAAAAUGGAAUUUCAAAAGUGAUAAUUUCCAAUUAUCGUGUUAUAGAGAACUGUACAGCAUGGAAAAGGGAUAAAUUUUUUACCAAAUUACCAACAAGCCAAAUUUUUAAAUGAACAUUUUGUCACAGAUUUUUGCUUUGCACAGCCACUGAUAGUUUCUUAAAAGGACAUUACAUUAACCAUGCAUGGUCCACACUGAUAAGGCGCACAUCACAAUUUCAAAUCACCAUAUAUUCCCAAAAUGCAAACUAAAUUCAAAGCAUUUCCAGAUUUCAAGCUCCAGAGAAUAAAAACAGAAAUAUUACAGAAAAAAACAUUUAACAACCAAUGAACAAAGUUACAUUCAAACCAGACCACAAAGAGUUAACACUUAGUUGAGGAACGCAACACCAAAAGCUGGUCUCCCUCUCUCUCUCUGUCUCUCUGUUUCUGUCUCCUUCACAGCCAUUACAAUUGCUCCUAGGUCUUUAAGUCUCCCCUUUUGGGGUGGUGGUGGGGUAAUUCUUUGUCUCUCAUGUUAGUUAGCGCGGGGUCAUGUCUGUGCCAGUCAGUCCAUUCAUAUUUGUAUUCCAUUCUUCCCCCUUUUACAGUUCUUUUCUGGGUCCGGGCUUUGCAUUGCACGGUCAGUAAAGGGGCUAAACAGGGUUCCACGCUGUUGCUGGAGUCAGUGGAGGGUUCAGUUUUCUUUCCUUUUUGUAUUUCAUUUUCCAGUUGUCUUAGUGAGGGGUAGAGUGAUCUUCUAACGGGCUCUAAGAUAGUAGAGUUAGAAGGGGUUGGUUGGAAAUCUAGAUUCUUUUGUCAGGGGAUUGGCUUCUGUUCUUCCUGGUUCUUUUUUGUACAUGUCAAUUUCUCACAGUUAGCUUUUCAUUAGCUUUUCAGGUCUGUUUUGUUUUUCCUGUCAUGACUUACCUUGUGUAUUAUCUCAUUCCAUUAUCAGAUUUGUUCCACUAAGUUCUUUUAAAAAUGGAGGGACAUAAGAAUCAACGGAUGGUGAAAAUCCUGUUGAUCACUAUGCCGAUCUCUGUGACCACUGUUCUGAUUAUGAAUCUGGCAGGGUCCAAGUAUCUCCAUCUAAAUCCUGGAAAGAAGUUUGGGAUUGUGCUUGAUGCUGCAUCGACAUAUACUUCGAUUUAUCUUUACCACUGGCCUAUGAACAAAAUGAAUGGAACCGGGGUUGUCAGUCAGCUGUACAAGUGUGACGUUGAUGAGGGGAUCUCCAGCUUUGCCAACGACCCAGCAAAGGCUGGCCAGUCACUCAGGCCGUGCUUAGACAAAAUGCUAAAGUAUAUUCCACCAAAGGAAUUCCAGGAAACCAACAUCUAUCUGGGUGCUACCGAUGGCAUGCGUUUACUCGAAUUGCAAAACCGGUCACAGUCCCGGAUAAUUCUUGAUGUAGUUCAGAAAACUAUUCAAUCCUACCCAUUUCAUUUUUGCGAGGCUUGGAUUCUCACAGGAGCACAGGAGGGAGCCUUUGGAUGGAUCACUGUGAACUAUCUUCUGAAAUCCUUCCUCCAGUAUUCCUGGGAAGGUAUCUGGAUUCACCCAGAACCUAUACAGACUUAUGGAUUGCUGGACCUUGGGAGCUUAUCCACUCAACUGACCUUUAUCCCAAACAAUGUCUUCCGGAAUAUGCCUGCGAAGAUGAAUAUCCACUUGUAUGGCUACAAUUACACCAUCUACACUCAAAGCUACCCAUGCUAUGGCCAACAGCAGUCUAUCAGAAAGUACAUUGCCACAUUAUUAAAGGGGAAAGAUUUAAAUACUCGAAUCGAGAAUCCAUGCUAUUUGAAAGGGUAUGAGACAAUGUUGACUUUGGACUCCAUCUUCGGUAAUCCAUGCACCUCUACCCAGAAGCCAUCACCAUAUAACGGGACUCAAAAUUUCACUGUGUUUGGAUCAGGAGAGCCAGCUAAAUGUAGCCAAGGGCUCAAGGCGAUUUUCAAUUUCACAGCGUGUGGAAGGAGCACCACCUGCUCAUUUGACAGAGUCUAUCAACCUGCAAUUCAUGGGAACUUCUAUGCCACCUCAGAAUUUUUCCAUGUCUUCCAGUUUUUGAAUUUAACUUUGAUGAGGCCAAGUCUGUACAAGACCAAGAGGACAAUUGAAGAAUUCUGCACCCGGAACUGGAUAGAGGUGAAUGCUGCAUACCCAAAUGAGAAGCAUGAGCAACUGAGAGACUACUGCAUUUCAGCAAACUACAUAUAUAUUUUGUUAGUCAAUGGCUAUAAGUUUAACUCCAGCACCUGGGAGAAUAUAGUUUUUGAUAAGAAGAUUGGACAGACAGACAUCGGAUGGACCCUUGGCUACAUGCUGAAUCACACCAAUAUGAUCUCUUCCAAACCUCCAGAGAAAAUAAAGACUCAGUCUAAUACCGUCUGGUCUUCUGUCUCUUCUCUCCUUGGACUGACCACUUUAUUGUCUGUGUUGCUCAACGCGAUUCAUUUUAAACAAAAAGAUGAAUCGAAAAUCCAACCACUUGCUGGGAAAUUGGAUUGUGGCUAUUGACUUCAAGAUUUUAGGUGAUCACUGAUGGGGAGGUACAACUGUAAUAACUGUAAUAAAUUACCCUGUUGUUUGCAAAGGAAUCUGAUGGUCAUAAUAUUUAAUUUUAAUUCAGUAUUUAAUUCAGUAGCUUUCCAAAUGAGCGUGUCAUCUACACUUUAUAUUUAUUGUCAAUAGUGCCAGAUCACAUUCCCCAAGUGGCAACACCUCAGCAUCAAGAGUCAGGGAUCUUUGGAUGAGGGAAGGUGAUGGCCUACUGGUAAUAUCACUAGACUUUUAGUCCAGGAACUCAGUUAAUGUUCAGGGGACCCAAAUUUAAAUCACAAAAUCCUUACACUGUGAAAGCAGGCCAUUCUUCCCAUCCAGUCCACAC